Molecule: messenger RNA, 1056 nt
Organism: Papaver somniferum (opium poppy)
Lineage: Eukaryota; Viridiplantae; Streptophyta; Magnoliopsida; Ranunculales; Papaveraceae
Exons: 1
Coding region: 1-1056 (351 amino acids)
Source: RefSeq, a predicted model, not a curated record
AUGCCGCAUCUAAAUACCGCAAUAGACAAAAUUUGGGAGGCGGUGAUCUUAAUGGAAGACAUACCAGAACCACCAAAUAUGGGUCAUGAACCACCACCAGGAAGAAGAAGCAGAGAAUUUUGUGCUUAUCACUGCUUCCACGGUCACACCACCAGUAACUGUCGAAAUGUGCAGAAAAUAAUACUAAGAAUGAUCGAUCAAGGUAAGCUAAACCAUUUCCUAAUACCACAACAACAGAAUUUACCACCACCACUAGAAGAGCAGGCGUCAGGUAUGAAGACUAGAAAGAAGACAUAUCUGAUUGAAGUGGGAGCAAAGGCAAAGAAUUUAUAUCGUAACUCAAUACUACACUCAUUUAGAAGCAUAAAAGACUUUCACGAUAAUGUCUUAAGUCGAGUUUACGCAAGAGACAAUGAUGGAAAAGAGAUACUCAACCUGGAAAAAAUAUCACCACUGAAGGAUUGGCAGAGGCAACCAAUUUUAUUCAAUGCAGAAGAAGCACUAGGGGGCGGAGAAAUGCAUGAGAGUCCAUUACUGGUCAAACCGGAGAUCAACCCAAAAGCAAAGACUGAUGAAGAGGAAGAUGAUGACGCAGACGCAUGGGCAAUAAAUAUGAUAUUAAUAGAUCCUGGCAGCUCAGUUGAUAUACUGUUUUACCAUACUUACAAGACUAUGGGCAAAAGAGAUGAUGAACUCAUCCCAUCAACUUACAAGAUUUAUGGUUUCAAUGGAUCAGUCAACAAGCCAAAAGGAGAAAUAACAAUGUGGAUCCCACUCAAGAGCAUAACCAAAGAAAUAGUAUUCUGCAUAGUUGAUGUAGAGUCUCCAUAUAAUGCCUUGAUAGGCAGACCAUGGAUACACAACAUUCUGGGAGUGGCUUCAACUUUUCAUCAAUGCAUCAAAUUUCCUUUGCCUCAAGGCGUAGGAAUAAUAAGAGGGGAUCCAAUCGAGGGAAAAACUGUCAUGAGAUUGAUGUCGAUGAAAGUGAAGAACGCGCGAAUAAGCGAAGAGACUGGAAAAAGGAGAUACGAGAAGGAAAGCGAUGUGAAAGAUUAA